This is a messenger RNA of Oikopleura dioica, 1524 nucleotides long. NCBI's taxonomy places the organism in Eukaryota, Metazoa, Chordata, Appendicularia, Copelata, Oikopleuridae. The record is from the annotation of a GenBank genome assembly.
AUGACGGAGAAUGCGCUGAAGACGGCGCUGAAUCUUCCCCUUGCCGUCAGAAAUGGCCACUUACAGACGCUAGAACUAGCGAUCCCAUGGAAAAACCUGGGAGGAGAGCCGACCAUUAUGAAGCUCGACGGACUAAAAGUCGAGGCCAUCGUCACUGACUCCGUCGAGCACUCGGCCGAGGACGAGCUUCGAUCAAAGCAAAAACUCCUCGAUUACAUCGAAACGAAGCUCGACGCGGAAGCUGUUGUCGAGACGACAUCAUCAAACUCAGAAGCGUACACGAACAAAGUACUCAAGAAUUUACAAGUGGAAAUACAAAAUAUCGAGAUCAAAAUAAUCGACACACAAUUGGGCUCUUCGAUUGGACUCUAUCUCGGCUCGUUAACGCUUAAAACGGCGGAUACAGAAUGGAGAGAAGUCGGCGUCAUGGAUCAUAUGGCUGAAGAAGCGAGAAUGUUCAAAAUCGCAAAACUCGAAAACCUAGGCCUCUUUAUCAACUCCGACACAGACACAGAACCUCAGUAUAUACUCGAACCACUCACAGUACUAGCACACUUGCAACAUAAUCUAAGACCAGACGACAACGAGCUCCGAGGCGACGCCUCCAUCAAUCUCCAAUCAAUAGGCUUGAGGCUUACUUCCUCGCAAUUUCGCUUCAUCACUUCUAGCAUAGAAAAGCUAGAAAGAAUACGCAGAAAUGCAAAAUUCCGGAAAGGGCGGCCGACCUUAUCGACAAAAGAAGAUCCGAAAGCGUGGUGGCGUUAUGCGGGAAAUACAGUUAUACAGAUGUACAAUAUCAAAGAAAAAGCGAAACUAUUCAACAGAAAAUAUAUUGCAGAAUACUGCCAAAACAGGAAAACAUACAGAGAAGUCUUCAAGCAAAAAUUACAGGGGACCAGAACCUCUCAGUCCGAAAUCGACGCGCUAGAAAGCGCCCUCGACAUACCAACAGUUAUCGAGCUCCGCCAAAAAGCCAGAUCCUUGGUAAAGAAGCAAACAAGUGCACAGCAGUCUUCAUGGUUUGGCGGCUGGUUUGGAGCGGCUGCUCAAGACGAUCAAUCUGGAAAUCUUGAAAUCGACGAAAACGACAGGAGUAGAAUCUCAUCUAUCCUAGACGGAGUCGAUUUGACCAAAUCGAAAGAUCCCCCGGGAGUCACACGGUACCAGCUUCAAGUGUCUCUUCCCUUGCUAAAAAUUCAAUUGGGAGACAUUCUUACCCUCUCGCUAGAAGAAGCCUUCUUCACAUUUAGAACUACCCCUGGUUGCAAAUCAGAAAUGCUACAAGUCAAAUUCAACCGCCUUCUUGUUGACUCGAUCUUGACGAAAUCACCUAUUGUCACGACGAAUACAGCUGAUGGGGGAGAGUUUUUCUCGUUCACCUUCACGACGAAUCCUUUUACAAAAGAUACCUACGAGAAAAUAGCUGAUCGCUCGCUGGUCGUGAAAUCAUCAGGCAUCGAAGUCAAGUAUGAUGAUGAUGCUGCGCGAGCACUUUCGUCCUUUUUCAUGUUGGAGAUCGAAUGA